AUUUUCGUUGAUCCUAAAACCCUGAACCCUUCAAACAUCUUUACUCUCUCUCUCUCCUACUCCAGUCCUGUGUAUGCGGUAGCCUCUUUCUACCCAUCAACCACCAUUUUUUCUCCAAAAAUCAACAUUUCUACAAUGCUGAAUCUUUCACCCUCUAAAUAAAGUUACCAUCUUUCUACUUACUUUAAUCGAUUGUAAUGGUGUUAAACCGCUUUCAUUUGAGUUUAAUGGCCACUUCUACUAAUCCUGCUGCCUCCAUUUUUGGGUCUUCUAACCCCUCUUUCCUCGCUAAGACACGAUAUAGCACGUUACGGAGUUGUGCAGCUGCCUAUUUUCCAUGCAAGUCCAUGAGUGGUUGUCAUAGAUAUACUAAACGAUCACUGAUACAGUUUAGAAAGGUUAGAGGAGCCUAUAAGAUGAUGGCUCAGCAGUCAAAGUCUAUUAGGUGUGGCUUGGGGUCUAACAAUUUCGGAGAACUUGUUGAUGAGUCAAGGAAAGGAAGCAGCAUUUGCUUUCUGCCAAUAAUUGGGUUUGCAAGUCAUCCCAUGACCUCUACUCCAAGUCUUAGGAUCUCAUGUAAGAGUGUCAGACCUACUUAUAUGGUUUUUGCUAAACGGAUGCUUUCCACAAAAGCAAUGCCAGAAUUAGGUCUUAGUAGUACAAGCAAUUGUGAAUCUAUGUUCAUAAAAGAUGGAAAAGGUGGUAGGAGUUUACCAAAAUCUACGGUUGUCAAUAUUCAUCGAAAGCGAGUAAAGGCAUUUGCCACUCAAGGGAAUGAAGGUAACAAUAUUUUUCCUAGUCAGAUGGUCAGAAGGAGUAUUCCUGAUCGUCGAGUAUCUGCCAGUAAAAAUGUCAAUAAUGUAAAUUCUAUCGAAGUGCUGGCAAUAGAUGGGCAAAAAGAAGCGACCUCCGCACAGUCUCUCUCCGCUCCAAGUUCUGUUGAUAAAGAAGCACCAAAGACUGAAACAAAACAGAAGCAGAGAUCAAGAAGCAAGAAAAAGAAGGACGAGCCCUCUGAUACACUGUCUUCUCUUGAUAUUGUUCCCUCAAAAGUUUCUAGAAGAGUUAAAAAACCAAAUGGCUUGUCCCCACAGGCUGCUGAGAAUAGCUCAACUGUGGAUAUCACUAAGGAAGAAGCUGACCUAUCUGUCUCACCUCCAGCUGUGCCUAAGAAAAAAUCUUUAAAGUCUAGAAAGAAGGGGAAACCUCCGGCAGAAGGUGACUCAGAGGAGAAAAUCAACAGUGUCCUACACGAACCUGAGACGGUGGUGAAGGAGGCAUCUUCUACUAAAAAAGUUCCUCAGAAAGCAAAACCCACAACUGUUAAUGGGAUCAAGUCCAUCAAAUUAAAGCCAUUGUAUCCUCCUACAGGGAAAUCUGUUUUGGUGGUGGAGUCUGUUACUAAGGCAAAGGUUAUUCAGCAUUAUCUUGGUGACAUGUAUGAAGUUCUACCUAGUUAUGGUCAUGUUAGGGACUUGGCUGCUAGGUCAGGUUCUGUACGUCCUGAUGAUGACUUUAGUAUGGUAUGGGAAGUUCCCUCUGCUGCUUGGACUCAUCUCAAGAGUAUGAAAGUUGCAAUUAGUGGAGCAGAUAAUCUCAUUCUUGCAUCAGAUCCUGAUCGAGAAGGAGAGGCUAUUGCAUGGCAUAUCUUUGAGAUGUUGCAGCAACAGAAUGCUUUGCGUGAAGAUAUAACUAUUUCCAGGGUUGUUUUUCAAGAAAUAACAGAAUCAGCCAUAAAAAAUGCUUUGCAGACUCCAAGAGAUAUUGACGUUAACUUGGUUCAUGCUUAUCUUGCUCGUCGUGCACUUGAUUAUUUGAUUGGAUUCAACAUUUCUCCUCUGCUUUGGAGAAAGCUACCUGGCUGUCAAUCUGCUGGACGAGUACAAUCAGCUGCUCUUUCUCUUAUAUGCGACAGAGAAUUAGAAAUCGAGGAAUUCAAAUCACAGGAGUAUUGGAGUGUGGAAGCCACAUUCAAUGCCUCAAAUGUGGCAUCAUCAGCAAGCAAAUCUUCUCUUCGGUCGUGUUUGACUCAUUUUGACUCUAAAAAGUUGAAUCAGUUUUCCAUUGGCUCAGAGACAGAGGCAAAGAGUAUUGAACGUAUUGUGAAUUCAUCAAAUUUCAAGGUCAUUACUGCUAAGAGAACCAAAUUAAACAGAAACCCUCCCACUCCCUAUAUAACAUCGACCCUUCAACAAGAUGCUGCUAACAAGUUAAAUUAUUCUGCUUCCUAUACAAUGAGGCUGGCGCAAAAGUUGUAUGAGGGGAUUGAGUUUGCGGAUGGCAGAGCGGCUGGAUUGAUAACAUACAUGAGAACUGAUGGUUUACACAUAUCUGAUGAAGCUGUAAAGCAAAUAUGUUCCUUGGUUGGAGAGCGCUAUGGUUUAGAUUUUGCUGCAAGUAGUCCACGUAAAUUUUUUAAAAAGGUGAAGAAUGCUCAAGAGGCACAUGAAGCCAUUAGACCCACAGAUAUACAAAGACUACCAUCGAUGCUGGUUGGAGUUCUUGAUGAAGAUUGCUUAAAGCUGUACACUUUGAUUUGGGCUCGUACAAUGGCCUGUCAGAUGGAAGCUGCUAGAGUUGAUCUGGUACAACUUGAUAUAGGAAAUGAUGGUGCAUCCAUUUCCUUUCGAGCUGCUGGCAAUGCAGUUGAGUUUCCCGGGUACAGGUCAGUCUAUGAAGAUGUGGAAACUCAGGUCAUUAGAGACAGUGACAGUGACAGUGAAUCCACUGAUCGUGACGAGCUUUACAAGAUCCUUAGUAAUUUAAGACAAGGAGAUCGUUUGUGUCUAGGAAAUGUGGAAUCAAAUCAACACUAUACUCAGCCUCCACCACGGUACUCUGAGGCGUCAUUGGUGAAGAAGAUGGAGGAGCUUGGAAUUGGAAGACCUUCAACAUACGCAAGCAUACUUAGAGUUCUACAAGACAGGAAAUAUGUUACAGCCAAAAGUCGAGUGUUGAACCCUGAAUUCCGUGGCCGUAUGGUCUCAGCCUUUCUCUCUCACUAUUUCAACGAGGUGACAGAUUAUAGUUUUACCGCUGACAUGGAAACUGAGCUUGACAAUGUUUCUGCUGGGUCGACUGAAUGGAAAGGGCUCCUUAAGGACUACUGGGGUAGGUUCAGUACUUACUGUGAGCGUGCUGGUAAAGUUCACAUUCAUCAAGUGGAGAAGAUGCUGGAGAGAACUUAUGGAAACUUCCUUUUUUCCUCGCUUCCUGAAGAGAACCGAACAUGCCCCAGUUGUUUGGAGGGUACUUUAAUCUUCAAAGUGAGCAGAUAUGGUGCAGGGUAUUUUAUAGGUUGUGAUCAACACCCCAAGUGCAAGUUUAUUGCUAAGACAUUAUAUGGGGAAGAGGAAGAAGAUGAUGCUCCUCAGAACAACACUUCGGUGGAAGAGCCAAAGUUGCUGGGUAUUCAUCCCGUGUCUGGCGAGAAGGUCCUUUUGAAGGGUGGUCCUUAUGGGUCUUAUGUGCAGCUUGGUGAAGAUAGGAAAGGAUAUUUGCCCAAACGAGCAUCUAUUUCUCAGGGCAAGGAUGUGAAGUCAAUUACGCUGGAAGAUGCUAUUAAUUUGCUUCGCUACCCUAUCACACUGGGAAAUCAUCCUGUCGAUAGCCAGCCAAUAAUAAUAAAGAUUUCAAAAACAGGAUUCACUGUUAGGCAUCGACGUAACAUUGCUCCCGUGCCAAAGAGCUUGCAUCCAGAUGAUAUUGAUAUGACGAAAGCAUUGGAGCUGCUCUCAAGUGAUAAUGUUAGAAGAUGUGGCCGACCCAAGGGUAAAAAGCGCGAGGAAGAAGCUGUUGAUGACUAUUAGUAUGUUGCCUUGUGCAACAUAUUACUCUUUAUAAGCUUGUUGCUUCAUGAACAAGUAUUCAGAUUUCAGGCAAUUCAGAUAUUGUUGUUUAUCAGGAAGAAAUCCCGAUACUCGCAUAACAGCAGCGAUUCGGUGCAUUGAGCUGGUGAUUGUACAAUCAAAGCAACAAAAUGAAGAUCUAUAGUUAUGUGCUACCUUCAGUAAUUAGUGGUAGGUGGGUCCAAUUCUUUUCAUCAUCGCGCAUUAUUUCUUUUUCCUGCGCUUGUAUGUUCAAUUGUUCAUAGUCAUAGUCUAUAGAGAAGUAGGCCUUCUUUUCAGGGUCAUAUUUGAUCAGUGAUUUUGAUGAGUAAUUGAUAAAAAUUAUCAAGUUUAUUGCUCAAAUUCCAAUGUGUUAUAUGCUUUUAUAAUUUAUAAAGAGGAUUUCGAUUA
Beta vulgaris subsp. vulgaris (sugar beet) is the source of this 4238-nucleotide messenger RNA. RefSeq lists its product as uncharacterized. Gene Ontology annotation, cellular component: chromosome. Lineage: Eukaryota; Viridiplantae; Streptophyta; Magnoliopsida; Caryophyllales; Amaranthaceae. Gene Ontology annotation, biological process: DNA topological change. Bases 198 to 3809 code for a protein of 1203 amino acids. The transcript is spliced from 9 exons. The record is from RefSeq and is a predicted model, not a curated record. Gene Ontology annotation, molecular function: DNA topoisomerase type I (single strand cut, ATP-independent) activity; DNA binding.